This is a messenger RNA of Amyelois transitella, 2124 nucleotides long. Its product is annotated as tigger transposable element-derived protein 6-like. The record is from RefSeq and is a predicted model, not a curated record. The transcript has 3 exons. The coding region runs from base 193 to 2124 and encodes 643 amino acids. Gene Ontology annotation, cellular component: nucleus. Lineage: Eukaryota; Metazoa; Arthropoda; Insecta; Lepidoptera; Pyralidae. Gene Ontology annotation, molecular function: DNA binding.
GGUGUACAAAAUGAUUCCUCGAGGUCAAAUGAUUCCCCAUCGUUGUCGGUAAAUUACUAGUGCCAUCUAUUAGAUUUAUAUGCAAACGUCUUCCCCGCUCCCCGCUCAGUUCACCAGUGAAAUAUCAUGGCGGUCUAAGCAUCGUGCGCCGAUUAAUAUAAAAAAAAAGAAAAUUGCUGUGUUCAAUGUAAGAUGCCGCGAAAUUAUCAAAGAAAGACAGACCGGCAAAAAUGGAGCGAGGAGGCUAUGUCACGAGCACUCGAAGAAGUAAAAAAAGGCAUGCCAUAUAAAACAGCCAGCAAGCAGUUCUCGGUACCUGUGAUGAGCCUGAAAAGAAGAGCCAAAGGCAAAAAUAAAGUUGCUGUUGGCGCAGUUAAGACCCUAGGAAGUAAACAAACGGUGUUUUCACCUGAUCAAGAAAAAGAACUAAUUCAGCACAUAACAGACAUGGAAUCUAGGAUGUAUGGCCUAACCAAACAAGAUGUACUUUCUCUGGCGUAUCAGCUGGCGACGAAGAACAACAUUAAGCAUCCAUUUUCAACUGAGAAAGAAAGAGCCGGUGUUGAUUGGUUGAGAGGUUUUAGAAAACGGCAUCCCGAUAUAGCUCUCCGAAGUCCAGAAUCAACAUCAGCAGCACGAGCUAGAGCCUUUAAUAAACCUGUCGUUGAUAAAUUCUUUUCUGUGUUAAAAGACAUUCAAGAAAAACAUCAUUUCCAUCCACACAGAAUAUUCAAUGUUGAUGAGACUAGCAUAUGUACAGUGCCAACAAAAAACACAAAAGUAUUCGCUAAAGCUGGUCGUAAACAAGUGGCAAGAGUUACUUCGGCUGAAAGAGGUGAGACGACAACAGCGGUUAUUUGUUGUUCCGCAGCUGGUACAUUUUUACCACCGAUGUUUAUAUUUCGAAGAGUAAGAAUGAAGAUAGAAUUAAUGGAUGGUGCACCCCCAGGAUCUGCUUAUGCAUGCAAUUCAAGUGGUUGGAUGAAACUUGAAGUUUUUGAUCAAUGGUUUGAUCAUUUUUUAGCUCAUGCGAAGCCUUCGGCAGAUGAUCCAGUCCUUUUAAUUUUAGAUGGGCAUUUGUCGCACACCAAAAACUUGAAUGUGGUAUUAAAAGCCAGAGAAAAUCACGUCACAAUUUUAUGCUUGCCUCCACAUUGCACGCAUAAACUACAGCCCCUGGAUGUAGGAGUAAUGUAUCCUCUCAGCGUCUAUCAUAAUCAGGAAUUAGAAAAGUGGAUGAAUAAUAAUCCGGGAAGAGUGGUGUCAGUGUUUCAAAUUACAAAAAUCUUUGCAGGGGCUUAUCUUAGAGCAGCGGUGCCAUUAAAUGCGAUAAAUGGAUUUUCUAAAUGUGGAAUUUGUCCUAUGAAUCAGGAUAUUUUCGGCGAUGUGGACUUUGUGGCUGCAGAAACUACUGAUAUGGAAGCGGCUGCUCAAAACGAGGUUCCCAGUACUUCGGAAUCUGCUUUAAACGACGCUGUUGACGCCCAAGUUGAUCAAACAGUUGCUGUUCCUGAUCCACAACAACCUGAGUCGGGGGUAUAUGAUACCAAUACGACAGAUACAUUACUUAUAAAUGAUUGUAGAACAUCUUCACCACAAAUCUUAGAUUCAAAUAGGACUCCAACAUCAUCACCUUCAUUACUUUCGCAAGAAUAUACUCAUAUUCAAAACGAUCCACCAGUGUCCCUGAAUUCUACAAAACCUCAAGAGAUUGGCACUGUCACAGCCUCCAAAUCAUUAUUAGAUUUACCAUCAACAUCUUUUGGUGUAUAUUCUCCACGAGACCUUCGACCUUUGCCAAAAAUAGACGGAAAAAGAAGUAAGAAUGUAAGAAAACGAAAAAUAGAUACAACGGUUUUAACUAGCACACCUUAUAAAAGCUAUUUAGAAGAAGAAACGCAAAAAAAGAAAGAAAAAGAAGAGGAAGAAGAGGACGCAGAGUGCUUGUUCUGCACGGAACCUUAUUCAAAAGACGCUAUGGGAGAAGGUUGGAUCCGCUGUGUGGAAUGUUUAAAAUGGGGACACGAAGCAUGCGCUGGACUCGAUAGUGACGACGAAGAUGAUUUUAUAUGCGACUUUUGUGUAGAUCGCCGUGGAAAUAUAAGGAAGCAAUUAGAUCUCUGA